This is a messenger RNA of Solanum tuberosum (potato), 2005 nucleotides long. Its product is annotated as transcription factor TCP20. Gene Ontology annotation, molecular function: sequence-specific DNA binding; DNA-binding transcription factor activity. Gene Ontology annotation, cellular component: nucleus. Bases 262 to 960 code for a protein of 232 amino acids. The transcript is spliced from 2 exons. The record is from RefSeq and is a predicted model, not a curated record. NCBI's taxonomy places the organism in Eukaryota, Viridiplantae, Streptophyta, Magnoliopsida, Solanales, Solanaceae.
CAGUAAAUGGAAGUAUUGGUAAUUAUCCUCCUGUAAUGAUUUUGCGAUGUCAUCUUCUUCUAUAAUUAAAAAAAGGGAAUGGGUUUCAUUUUCUUUAAUAGUACUAGUACUAGUAUAAUUGUGUAACAAGAAAACAACUUUGAAUAGUUUAUUGAAUUAACUAACAUUGGGUAAACACAUUUGUUCAUAGAGGAGGUAUCAAACGUCUCGAGCCACCCACCGCACAGCAAUAUCAAUAUCAAUACCAAUAACAUCAGCAACAUGGAGAUCAAAGACUUGCAGAUUGAAAUUGCUGAAAAGGAUGAAGCUAAGAAGCAUCAAUUGGCUCCUAAAAGAAAAUCCAAUAAAGAUAGGCAUACUAAAGUUGAAGGCAGAGGAAGGAGGAUUCGCAUGCCUGCACUCUGUGCUGCUAGGAUUUUCCAACUCACACGCGAAUUGGGUCAUAAAUCUGAUGGAGAGACGAUCCAGUGGCUAUUACAGCAAGCGGAGCCCUCCAUAAUUGCUGCAACAGGCAAUGGAACAAUUCCGGCAUCGGCUUUAGCCGCAGCUGGACCCUCUGUUUCGCAACAGGGAAUCUCUGUUUCCGCUGGUUUGCAGCAAAACAUGGAUGGAAGUAUUAGUAAUAGUAGUAGUAGGACCAGUUGGCCUAUGGCCCAGUUGGCCACAACAGGGAUAUGGCCCCCAUCUGCUCCUGACGUCACUAAUUUUGGCCACAAUUUGGGAACUGAAAGUCUGCAAAAGAUUAGUUUCCCUGUAUUUGACCUCCCCUCCACCAAUUUGAGUUUUACAUCUAUGUUGGGUGCCACUAACCUACCUGGGUUGGAGCUCGGAUUAUCACAAGAUGCUCAUAUGAAUUCUCAGUCUUUGAAUCAGAUUUACCAGCAGAUGGGGCAUUCAAGAAUGCACCAGCAGCAACAACCUUCUCCCGAGGAUGAUAAUUCUCAAGGAUCAGGACAGUAGAGCUUUCAUAUAAUACUGAUUUUGGGGUACAUAAAGUGAAAUUGGUGUUUUCUAAGCUAGGGUUUAUUUUUAGGAAAUAGUUUAGCAGUUCAUUUUGACCUUUAUAUCCUAGCGGAGUGCUUAUAUCUUCGUUUGUUGAAAUAAACAUAGAAAUCAUAUAUCCAGAAGCAAUUUUCUCUCUUGUGUAACACAUAGAUUCAGUGCAAGACGCUGAAUUCUGAACGCCUAAGCAGAGCCUAAUUUUUGUUAGGCUAAUUCAACAUGAACCUAGAAAUGAAUUCAGACCCUCGAUAUAGGUAUAGCUCUACCGAUGGGUGACUAGAAAGUCCGUGUAUGUUUCUACAUAGAUAUUUGUAUACCGGUAAGAAACUAGGAGGGGGAACUCAUGGCAUCACUUGCAGGUAAAAUCAUCAACUGAAGAGGUCUGAAACCUCCCAAGUCUAACUCUUUACUGUUGCUAGCUAAACUAGCUUUCUACAGAAGAUCCAAGCUUCAAUACGAAGUUCCAUCCUCUAUUCAGUUCAAUGUUCUUGAAAAGUUGCUGCAGAAUUGGAACUUCUACCUUCAGUGAAAAAGGUGCAUUUCUAUUGCAGUUGCGAUAUCAAGGAUGAGAGAGUGCUGGUCCUAGUAGCUUCCGGGAUGACAGAAAAAAGAUGUAAAAAUUUCUAGUGUUACUUAUGGAUGAUGCCUUUUAUAAGUGUGGCAAAACUUUACUGUCAUCUCUGGCCUUGUUCCGGUUGAAAGGUACUUUGUAGUCAUUAGUGUUGAAGACUCAAAAUUAACCUUUGCCCUUUAAUAUGCUCAGAUUUUGCAAAUAUACAUCAAGGGGCUCGCUGUAUAAACAUGGUAUACAUAUGUGCAUAUGCAGAUAAAGACUACAGUUUUCAGUCUGAAAAAGCUGUAAUGUAGGAUAUGUAAGGAAGUAUGAUCAACAGUAGAAUCAAUUGACAUGACAAAGAUCAUGUCAAUAGUACUUGCAAGAUAUUCAAAUCUGUAAAGGCAUGAAAGGAAGAGGCUGUCAUUCAAUGAAUUUUUAUAUGAAGUA